AUGGCGGAGCUCGAGCUCGCCAUCACCUGUGAACAUGGCCAUGCUGGUGACGCUCCGGCGAGGGGAGAGGCGAACAAGGCGGCCGCGCUGUGGCGGAAAGAUGGUGUGGCAGCUAUGGUGUCACAUAGAAAUUUUUCUGAUGAGUCCUCUACUCUCUGCCCUGGGAAGAAAGAUUCUUGUUUAGAGUUUCAGAAAUGUUGCAAGAUCAUCGUGAACCUCACGUGGCAAUCUCAAUCUGCCUGGCCGUUUCCUCUGCCUGAUCAAUUGAUGGCCAGAAUGCCCUUACUGGCUGCGGCUGCGGCGGGAGGACGCCGGCGUCUCGUCGAUCUGUGCGCAACGGCUCCCACGGCGUUCAACUGGCAGGAGCCGCUGGGACAGAACGGCAUCCCACCAUGGUCAUCAUUGCCAAGUGAGACAAAAAACCAGGUGUUGUUCGGCGCCUCCUUCUUGGCGUUCCUAUUGGUUUGCUUGGGUGUCUGCUGCCUCUUCUGCCGCAAGGACAAGGACGACGAGCAGGAUACCAGCUGGUUUGUUCUUGGACUGUGGAGCAACAGCGACGACGGUGAAGCUGUCAGCGCUCCACCGCCGCCACUGCAGGAGCAGCAACCGCUGCCCGCAAGCGGUGAUGGCAGUGCACCGCAGAGCAACAGCGGCCAAGAUGACAGACCUCCGCGGCGGCGGUGGCGGCAGCAGCCGCCAGCCGUGGCAGAGGUGCCCGCGGCCGACGUGGAGGUAGCGCUGGGCGAGGUGCAGUUGACGCAGGCCGGCGUGGAGUGGAUGCUGGAAAACAUGGAGUUGCUGGCGCCGGCGGCGGACGUGGACAUGGCGCCAGCGGCUGACGUGGAGAUUGCGCCAGCACCGGAGCCGGCGCCAACGCUCAAGUGCACGUUCAGUACGGCGGAGGGGUGGACCGAGGGGACGUGCUCCGUGUGCCUGUCGGAGCUGGUCGACGGCGAGAAGGUGAGGGUGCUGACAGCGUGCAUGCACUACUUCCACGCCACCUGCAUAGAGACGUCGCUGCGCGGGAACGCCACCUGCCCACUCUGCCGCGCCCGGCAGACCCAAACCUGGGCCUAG
Messenger RNA from Miscanthus lutarioriparius, 1077 nucleotides. The record is from the annotation of a GenBank genome assembly. Lineage: Eukaryota; Viridiplantae; Streptophyta; Magnoliopsida; Poales; Poaceae.